UCUCUCUCUCUCUCUCUCUCUCUAAUUUUCUUUAUUUUUGUUGUUGUUGUUGUUGUUGUCACUGAGAGUGAUUGCAGUGGAAAAUCUAUGGCAUUGCUUCUUCUUCUGCUUAUAGCAGUCUCUACCGUCUUUGCUGAUGAUGAUGCAUAUAUCGGUGUGAAUAUAGGAACAGACCUCGCAGACAUGCCACACCCAACUCAAGUAGUAGCCCUUCUUAAAGCCCAACAAAUCCGGCAUGUCCGUCUAUACAACGCUGACCGCGGCAUGCUUCUUGCACUUGCCAAUACCGACAUUAAAGUUGCUAUCUCUGUUCCCAACGAACAGCUCCUCGGCAUUGGCCAAUCAAAUUCCACCGCCGCUAACUGGGUCUCACAGAAUGUCGUAGCACAUUAUCCAGCUACCAAUAUUACAACCAUUUGUGUCGGUUCUGAGGUUCUAACCACCCUCCCGAAUGCAGCACACGUCCUAGUCAGUGCCCUCAAGUACAUCCAAUCAGCGCUUGUCGCGUCCAAUUUGGAUAGGCAAAUCAAAGUUUCAACACCUCUUUCUUCCUCCAUAAUUCUUGAUUCUUUCCCACCAUCGCAAGCUUUCUUCAACACAUCUUUGAAUCCAGUUAUGGUCCCCUUGCUCAGUUUCUUGCAGUCAUCAGGUUCAUCUCUCAUGCUAAACAUAUACCCGUAUUAUGAUUACAUGCAAUCCAAUGGCGUUAUUCCAUUAGAUUAUGCACUUUUCCGACCCCUUCCUUCAAACAAAGAAGCUGUUGAUGCCAACACACUUCUCCAUUACUCCAAUGUCUUUGAUGCUAUGGUCGACGCUGCUUACUUUGCAAUGGCUUACCUUAAUUUCACUAACAUUCCAGUUAUGGUGACCGAGUCGGGCUGGCCAUCUAAAGGUGAUUCUAGUGAACCAGAUGCAAAUUUAGACAAUGCCAACACUUACAACAGCAAUUUGAUAAAGCAUGUGCUAAACAAAACCGGUACUCCCAAACACCCUGGAAUUUCUGUGAGUACUUACAUAUACGAGCUCUAUAACGAGGAUAUGAAACCCGGGCCUUUGUCUGAGAAGAACUGGGGAUUGUUUGAUGCAAAUGGGGUGCCAAUUUACAUUUUGCACUUGACUGGGUCGGGAUCGGUGUUGGCAAAUGAUACUGCAAAUCAGACUUACUGUACUGCUAAGGACGGUGCUGAUGCCAAAAUGCUGCAAGCUGCUUUAGAUUGGGCUUGUGGGCCUGGCAAGGUCAAUUGUUCGGCUUUGCUGCAGGGGCAACCGUGCUAUGAACCAGACACCGUGGCCGCGCACGCAACUUAUGCUUUUGACACUUACUAUCAGCAGAUGGGGAAGGCGUCAGGAACAUGUGACUUCAAUGGGGUGGCUACAAUCACUACCACAAAUCCAACUCAUGGUUCAUGUGUAUUUCCCGGAAGUAAUGGCAAGAAUGGAACCUUCCUAAACAGCACAGCCCCAUCUUUGAAUUCCACUAGCUCUGGCUGUCCUGCCCGCUACAUGCAUGGCAGUGCUUCUGCAAGUGCUAUUGUUGCAGUUGGAAUUCUAUCAUGGUCUCUUGUUUUCUUAUGAGUUGUAUGUUAAUAGAUUAUUUGCAACUUUCAUUCAAGAAUUGUGAACAGUUUUUCAUUUCUCCAUUGGAACUUUCAAAUCCAGUUUUGUUUUCCCGCAACAGAAGAAGAGAGGUGGGAGGGGGAUUUGUGGUGAUCUUUUCAUUAGGGAGCUGGUAAUUCCGGGAAGCAGUCCUAUUAAUUUUGUACAAAAAUUAGUCAUGGACUGGAUUGUGUUAGGUUCUUUCCGACUGGUAUAUUAUUCUUUCAAGUUAGAUUUAUGAUAUAUUUUUAUUCUGACCAUUUCUAUUCUUAAAACACUUGAGUCCUUUCCAAGUUGGGUAAAUUUUUGUACUUUCUUUUUAAUCAUAGGCCAAGACAAAUUAUAGGAAUCUGUAUAGCAUAGUGAAUGCUGAGUCUUGGAUUUUCUUAGGAGAUUUUAAUGUUGUAAGAAGGGCUUCUGAAAGGGUUGGAUGAUGACAAUUUUAAUGUUGUAAGAACCA
Messenger RNA from Camellia sinensis, 2056 nucleotides. Its product is annotated as O-Glycosyl hydrolases family 17 protein. Gene Ontology annotation, biological process: carbohydrate metabolic process. Gene Ontology annotation, molecular function: hydrolase activity, hydrolyzing O-glycosyl compounds. NCBI's taxonomy places the organism in Eukaryota, Viridiplantae, Streptophyta, Magnoliopsida, Ericales, Theaceae. The record is from RefSeq and is a predicted model, not a curated record.